CUCCAAAAUCGCACCCAAAUUGAGGCGCUAGGGCUUCCUCACCCUACUACAGAAACUCGAACCAGGCGAAGAAAAUAAACGACUGCGAGUAACUUUCCAGACAACGAACCUCACCCAGAUUACAACCAAGUCGGUAUGUACCACCCCCACCACUCCUUAUUGCCGAACGCCAUAUCCAUCGAAAUUGCUAUCCCGACUUUCUGCGACUUGAGGAAGAUUUUCGUAUUUCACCGCUGACAUCGUCUCCAAGCAAUCAUGUCUGGAGGAAAGCCCCGUGGCCUGAACGCGGCCCGCAAACUGCGCACCAACCGUCGGGAUCAGAGAUGGUCUGAUUUGCACUAUAAGAAGAGGGCUCUCGGAACUGCCUUCAAGUCCAGCCCCUUCGGUGGUUCGUCCCACGCCAAGGGAAUCGUUCUCGAGAAGGUCGGAGUCGAGGCCAAGCAGCCCAACUCCGCUAUCCGGAAGUGUGUGAGAGUCCAGUUGAUCAAGAACGGCAAGAAGGUCACCGCUUUCGUCCCCAAUGAUGGAUGCCUCAACUUUGUCGAUGAGAACGACGAGGUUCUCCUAGCUGGUUUCGGUCGCAAGGGCAAGGCGAAGGGUGAUAUCCCCGGUGUGCGGUUCAAGGUUGUCAAGGUUUCGGGUGUCGGUCUUCUCGCUCUGUGGAAGGAGAAGAAGGAGAAGCCCAGAUCAUAAAUCUGGGGCGCGUGGAAAAUGGUAGGGUUCGGUACGAGGAGUCUACGAGGCUUUUUUUUUCACUGGGCAUUGCACUUCUGGGUUAGGGAGCCUGGACAGCUCACGGUAGAUGUGGUCAAGAAAAACAGAUCAUUGAAUCGGACAGUGUCUCCUUCCGAGGGCUCCUCUUUGUGAAGAAAUUGUUUUGAUCUGCGCACUCAAGCCCGUGGCUCGUCUAUGUGGCGAAGAUUAUGUUACAGCGUUAGGUACGUUUUGGCCCUCGAAGAUCAGGGCGGUCAAGAAAUUUACAGGCUUCAGAAAAUGCUGCCUGGGUUGAUAGAUACUUCCCGGGACCAGGAUAAGCAGAAGAAAAAUCACAAAAAAUGGCACUCUCGUUCGUUUGCGAAUUGAACUAGCUGGGGCACCCGGUCCUCGGUCUACAUUUCUCUUCAAAUGGCCCCAGCCUGGCAACCAAA
Molecule: messenger RNA, 1148 nt
Organism: Lasiosphaeria miniovina
Lineage: Eukaryota; Fungi; Ascomycota; Sordariomycetes; Sordariales; Lasiosphaeriaceae
Product: putative ribosomal protein S28
Exons: 4
Coding region: 256-693 (145 amino acids)
Biological process (GO): translation
Cellular component (GO): cytosolic small ribosomal subunit; ribosome
Molecular function (GO): structural constituent of ribosome
Source: RefSeq, a predicted model, not a curated record